Molecule: messenger RNA, 1376 nt
Organism: Salvia hispanica
Lineage: Eukaryota; Viridiplantae; Streptophyta; Magnoliopsida; Lamiales; Lamiaceae
Product: GATA transcription factor 7-like
Biological process (GO): positive regulation of DNA-templated transcription; cell differentiation
Cellular component (GO): nucleus
Molecular function (GO): sequence-specific DNA binding; zinc ion binding
Source: RefSeq, a predicted model, not a curated record
UUUCAACCCCAAUUUUUAUAAAGUUUAUUAAAUAUAAAUACAAAAAGGAAAAGGAAAAACCAUUACCACACCCCCACCAGUUUCGCCCACGAACCAGCCUUCAUUUCUGUGCUCAACUUCUUCUUCUCUCUCUCAUUUCUAGCCUACUGUUUCUAUCAAGGUUUUUGGGAAUUUUUGAAUAAUGGAAUGCAUUGAGGCACGUGCGCUGAAACCGAGUUUCCUGUCGCAAAUGGCUUUGAAAACGAAUUCUCAAGUUUAUUACAACGACGACGUUUGGUGUUUGACCGGAGUUAACAACGUUGUUUCCGAGGAUUUUCCCGUCGAGGACCUGCUCAACCUCGAUCUCCCCGAGAAGGAUUUUCAGGAGCUCUGUUUUUCUCAGGAAGAUGAGGAUAUUUCGCAGAAAGGAAAUUCGGUUUAUUCCUCUUCUUCGUCUUCCAAUUUUUCCGGUGACUUCGACAGCCUCUCCGCCGAGCUCACCGCUCCGGUUGAGGAUUUCGAGAAUUUGGAAUGGUUGUCACAAUUUGUGGAUGAUUCGACGUCGGAGGUGUCGUUAUUGUGCCCAGCCGGAAUUUUCACGGCGCAAACCGGAGUUUUAUCAGUGAACCGGUCGCAUCCGGUUCACAAGAUGCAGGAGGUGAAGCGAAUUAUGCCUCCGUAUUUCCCGAUUCCGAUUCCGGUUAAAGCCAGGAGCAAGCGGCCGAGGUUCACCGGCCGGCCGUGGUAUCUGGCGGCGGCGCCGUUGAGCUCCGUCGACUCGUCUUCGACGACGUCGUCGUCGCACGGCUCCUCCACUUUACCCUCGUUUGUUUGGUCGGACCCGGUUCAUGAUGUUGAGUGGUUCUCCAGCGCGGAAAAACCGGUGCUUAAGAAACAAAAGCGGAAAACCGAUGGCGAGACCAGUCCGGUUUUGGGCCGGAGAUGUAGGCACUGUCAGGUGCAGAAGACGCCGCAGUGGCGAACCGGACCGCUGGGGCCGAAAACGCUGUGCAAUGCUUGUGGCGUCCGGUUCAAGUCGGGCCGCCUCUUUCCCGAGUAUAGACCGGCUUUUAGCCCGACUUAUUCGAAGGAGUUGCAUUCGAAUAGCCACCGGAAAGUUUUGGAAAUGCGGCAGAAGAAGGAUACGGUCGUUGAACCGGAGUCAACGACACCGGUUCAGAGUCAGUGAGAUUAGGAUUGGUGAUAGUUUUAGAACCGGUAGGUGCGGACCGGUGGCUGCUGAAAUGUUCAAUUUCGGUGGCGAACCGUAGAGAUAGGGAGGUUAUGAAUUUAGUUGUUCUUUUUUCUUUAAUGUAAUCCAUCCUUUAUUUUUUGCAGUGUUUAGACUAAUUUAAAUUAGUGUUGCCAAUUAAGAUUAUUUUGCGAAUUUCAUUCAA